Molecule: messenger RNA, 960 nt
Organism: Cicer arietinum (chickpea)
Lineage: Eukaryota; Viridiplantae; Streptophyta; Magnoliopsida; Fabales; Fabaceae
Product: probable transmembrane ascorbate ferrireductase 3
Molecular function (GO): oxidoreductase activity
Source: RefSeq, a predicted model, not a curated record
AUCACAGAAGAAUAACAUAACAUCACUCAGAAGCAGCAAAAACUUGUGUUAGGUUGUUGCAUUAACUCAGAAGCAAGAUGCGUUCUUACAGUACCUCCAUUUUGGCUCAUUUGUUUGGCAUCAUUGCCAUCAUUUUUAUGCUUGUUUGGUUGUUGCAUUACCGUGAGGGAAUUGAAUAUGAUUCUGAUUUUCCACCUCGUGUUUUCAAUGUUCACCCUUUUCUAAUGUUCUUUGGGUUCAUUUUCCUUGUUGGUCAAGCAAUACUAGCUUACCACACAGUACCAGGCACACAUGAAACACAGAAGGUUAUUCACAUGACACUUCAUUUCAUUGCUAUAAUUCUUGGAAUUGUUGGUAUAUGUGCUGCUUUCAAGUACCAUGAUAUGGUGGACAUGGCAGAUGUUUACAGCCUCCAUUCAUGGAUUGGCAUUGGUACCUUUUGCUUGUUUGGCUUGCAGUGGCUUUUUGGAUUGACGUUCAUGAUUCAAGGAUCAAGACAAUCAAGGGCUGCACUAGCACCAUGGCACAUAGCUGGUGGUAGAGCACUAUUUUACAUGGCAAUUUGUGCUGCACUAACAGGCUUGAUGGAGAGGUAUACUUUUUUAAAACUACUGCCACACCAAAGAGAAUCUCGUUUGAUCAAUUUAACGGGCCUUGCAAUUCUCUUGUUUGGAGUUUUUGUGGAUAUGACAGUUACUUUGGCCCAUUUUGGUUGAACUCAAUUGCAUUCCUCAACUCUAUAUACACGUCAAGAAUCAUCACAGAUUGGAUUCAUUUAAAUAUUUCUUUUAUAUUAUUUUAAAUGUUGUGUAUUUUGUAAUUGUGAUGUCAAUUACCAGGAAAUGGUUUGUAUAAUUUAUUUUUGGCUCGUGUGAGAUAUAAGCUGAUUAAUACUAAAAUUUUAUUUUAAUUGUUGUGUAAUUUCAAAGGAGUAUAGUAUAGGAGUUUAUUUUCAAUUUA